AUGAACCCCUCCAAUGGCUCCUCGCUGUCGACAUCCAAGAGCAACUCGACACUGCGCCCACGAACCCGAAGAUUGAUCUCCGUAGAAGAUGACAUAUAUGCAACCGACGGGAAUGAGAGCGGAUCGAGCAGGGCCACGUCAAGGUUAGCCUCGCGGAACACAUCUCCUACCCCAAAUGCACGCACAGGCGGCGCUUCCUCCUCGCGUCUGAACGUCACUUCCGCACCGUCAUCGUCCUUCCAGAGAUCUUCCGGCACCUCGACCCCGAAAUCGCCCUCGCAAACACUCUCUGGACUAUGGGGCAACUCUUUGGCGGCAAUCCAGGGUAUUGCCGCUACCGUCCUGGCUAGCGACGGUACCCCAGGCGACUCCGGAAACACUCGCAGGCGCACAAAACCGGGUCAUGGGCGACGUACGUCUACGAGCGCACCACCGCCGAAACAAUGGGGCCCGGCAGGCGCAGGCUCGCAUGUUGGGGCUGGAACACACGAAGAAAGAGAGGCCAUGGUCAGAGCAAUGAAGCGGAAAGACCUGUUGACCGCUGGCGAGCAUCUGGUUCCCGACUCUGUUGGCCGUAUAAAGCGCAGGAAUUCGGAUGAACGACUUAGCGCGUCCGCACCUCCCAGUGAGAACGACGACCGAGAUGCACUCGUAUACAUCCACCACGUUCGGCCGCAGGACACACUGGCUGGACUCAGCAUCAAAUUCAACUGCGAGCAAGCUGUAUUACGCAAAGCCAAUCGUAUGUGGCCGAACGAUAGCAUACAGUUUAAGAAGCAGGUGGUGCUACCAGUAGAUGCUUGUGGCGUAAAGGGAAGGCCAGUUCAGGGCCCGGAUGCUCUUCCUGCUGAAGACCUACUAUUGGGAGAGUAUGGUGAUGGUUCGAGUUCCAAGGCCCCAGUUCCAGAUACUCAAGGUCUGCCUGAUGGCUGGACCACACCGAAAAAGAAAGACCAAGAGAGCAAUUCAGUCCCCUCCGAUGCGGAAACCCCAUGGAAACAUGAUUCAUGGGUGCUCCUCCCUAAUGAUAAACAGCCCACACAGAUCGGCCGCAUGCCACGCAGAGCACUUGGCUUCUUCCCACCCGCUCGGCGGAAGUCCCUCGCGUACUCCGACGCAUCAACACCUCGUGCAUCCGUCGACCUUCCGCGCUCCUCCACGUCCACGAAUCCACAUACCAGCUCUCCCUCGCAGUCUGUUCGACCCCGUGCGUCGAGCAAUCUGUCAUCUGCCUCAGCCCACAGCCGCCAAAGGAGCACAUCAGGCAAAGCAUGGGGUCUGCACGGCCCAGGAGGUGUCGGUACAAUGGGCAGAAACGUGCGGAGCCCUGGGCCUGCGCAGGAUGGUCUGAACAAAAAGUUUGGUCAGUACCUGCCCAACAUGGCGCCCCCACCCGGUCAGGAAUACUUCACACCGUGGGCACCAGGCCUGUUGGACGCAGGUACCGGGACGUCGAGUCAGUACGGCGGAUCCGGUGCUGUCACACCGCUCAGCGGUAGCGGCUUGGAUUUUCAAGAGCUUGGAGGUGCUAUAGAAGGAUGGGUGAGAAAAGUUGGUACACAAGCACAGAAGCUUUUGAAUGAGCCAGGUACACCCGGACAGGGGAAACGCAGUGCCGUGCCUGUCGUAGGAGCUGUCGGCGGCGAUCUGGGUGAUCUCAUAGAGCUCCAAGAUGAUGCUUUUGAGAUGGGAGAUGGUGAAAGGGACAGGGGCAGAUCGAGGGCGGAAGAGACGCUUGCAUCGACGAACGAGCGCUCGGUAUCAAGACCAGCACAGCAAUAUCAAUACUGUGCGGGUCAUUUCUUCUAUCCAUCUAAAUUGUGGGUGCGAGAUCCCUACAUGUCCGCCAGAAGUGCAUUAGGCAGGUCAUCUGCUUUGCUGCGGCAUGGAUCGGCAUAUGAGUCUACUCCACUCCGACGAUACCUUACCACACGAUCACCUGCAACAUUCCUUGCACUGAACGCUCGUCUUGCACUACAACAAGCUCUGAGUGGGAGACGAACCAUCUACCAAGCUACAAAGUCGAACCAGACUCCUACGCCAUCAGUUACGAGAGCAGCAACGUUCGCCACGAUGCAUCGCUCCCCCGCCGCUAUGGUUACAAAACCAAUGGCGGAUCCUAAUAUUGAGAUCCGCACCCCAAGGGACCCAAACACCUUGUCUAACUAUCACAACUUUGUGACCAGGCAUACGAGUGUCGAUUUUGAUAUCGAUUUCCAGAAGAAGCGGUUGUUUGGAAGUGUAGUGUUGACGUUGGAGAGUCUGACGGAUGAGGAGGUGAAAGAUGUUGUAUUGGAUAGCAGCUUCCUUGACAUCUCCGUCGUAGAAGUCGAGGGUAAAAGUGUCAAGUUCAACGUUGGCGAUCGUGUGGAGCCCUAUGGCAGUCCUCUUACCAUUACGCUUCCAUCCAAGGUUCCCAAAGGCAAGACUGUCGAUGUUGAGAUCAAGGUCGCUACUACCGACAAGUGCACCGCACUUCAGUGGAUGACGCCAGCUCAAACCUCGAACAAAAAGCACCCGUACAUGUUUUCGCAAUGCCAGGCCAUCCAUGCACGGUCUGUCUUCCCUUGCCAGGAUACUCCGGAUGUCAAGUCAACUUUCAGCUUUGCCCUACGCUCGCCGCUACCGGUGCUUGCCUCGGGUCUACCUACUGGAGCCAGUGACUAUCUACCUGCGAAGAAGGACGGCGAGAGCGGCACCAUGAAAUACACGUUUGAACAAAAGGUCCCGAUGACAGUGUACCUUUUCGCUGUUGCGAGUGGAGAUCUAGCGUGCGCAAGCAUUGGCCCCCGCAGUACGGUAUGGUCCGGACCCGAAGAGCUCCUUGCGUGCAAAGAUGAACUUGACGGCGAAAUCGAACCCUUCAUGAAGGCACUCGAAUCGAUUGUCUCACCCGCGUACCAAUGGGGACAAUACAAUGUACUCAUUCUGCCACCAUCAUUCCCGUACGGCGGCAUGGAGAACCCAGUCUGGACCUACGCUACUCCUUCCAUCAUCUCUGGUGACAAGCAAAACGUCGACGUCAUCGCACACGAGCUGUCUCAUUCGUGGUCUGGUAACCUUGUCAGCGCAGCGAGCUGGGAGCACUUCUGGCUGAACGAAGGCUGGACCACCUACCUUGAACGUAGAAUUGCCGCUGCCAUUCACGGAGAGGCGCAUCGCCAUUUCUCUGCUAUCAUCGGCUGGAAAGCUCUGGAGCAAAGCAUCGAGAACUAUGGCGCAGACCACCCCUACACUAAGCUCGUUCUCGAUCUCAAGGGUCAAGAUCCAGAUGACGCAUUCUCCUCCAUACCUUACGAGAAAGGUUUCCAUGCUCUUUACCAGUUUGAACUGCUUCUUGGAAAGGACAAGUGGGAUUCCUUCAUCCCACACUAUUUCGACACCUUCAAGUUCAAGUCAGUCGAUUCAUACGACUUCAAGAGCUGUCUGAUAGAGUUCUUCGAGAAGGAUGCUGAGAGCAAGAAGAAGCUUGAUGACUUUGACUGGGAUAAACUCUUCUACGCGCCCGGUUAUCCUGUGAAGCCAGACUUUGAUCAGACUAUGGUCGAGAGUUGCUAUGAGCUUGCAGACAAGUGGCAAAGCCUAGUUUCUUCCGAAUCCGGAGACUUCAAGCCCCAAGCUUCAGAUAUUGGAGGCUGGGUAUCUAACCAGUCGGUUGUCUUCCUCGAAAAACUCCAAAACUUCGCUUCCAAGUUCUCAGCCGACCAAAUUCACUUGCUAGGCGCAACGUAUGGCUACAACGACACCCAGAACAUUGAAGUUCUAUCACGCUACCUGAGUAUCGGACUCAUGGCCAAGGCACAAGAGACGUACGAGCCAGCAGCGACUUUGCUAGGCAAGAUUGGUCGUAUGAAGUUUGUGCGACCCAUGUUCAGGUUGUUAAACGAGGCGGAUCGUGAUCUGGCUGUCAGCACAUUUGAGAAGAACAAGGAGUUUUACCACCCAAUUUGUAGGCAGAUGGUUGAGAAGGAUUUGUUCGAAGAGAAGAAAUAG
This is a messenger RNA of Alternaria burnsii, 3993 nucleotides long. Its product is annotated as carbohydrate-binding module family 50 protein. The transcript is spliced from 3 exons. The record is from RefSeq and is a predicted model, not a curated record. Gene Ontology annotation, cellular component: cytosol. The coding region runs from base 1 to 3993 and encodes 1330 amino acids. NCBI's taxonomy places the organism in Eukaryota, Fungi, Ascomycota, Dothideomycetes, Pleosporales, Pleosporaceae. Gene Ontology annotation, molecular function: zinc ion binding; metallopeptidase activity; aminopeptidase activity. Gene Ontology annotation, biological process: proteolysis.